Messenger RNA from Lodderomyces oxycetoniae, 783 nucleotides. RefSeq lists its product as uncharacterized. Bases 1 to 783 code for a protein of 260 amino acids. Gene Ontology annotation, cellular component: cytoplasm; nucleus; microtubule plus-end. Gene Ontology annotation, biological process: cytoplasmic microtubule organization. NCBI's taxonomy places the organism in Eukaryota, Fungi, Ascomycota, Pichiomycetes, Serinales, Debaryomycetaceae. Gene Ontology annotation, molecular function: microtubule plus-end binding. The record is from RefSeq and is a predicted model, not a curated record. The transcript has a single exon.
AUGAGUGAUAUCAACAUAUUUAUAACGUCCGAUUUGACUUCAUCGGAAAGACGUAUAUCCCCACAAUGGAGCUUACACUAUUUGAAGCAAAGAUUGGAACAAAUCACGGGAGUUGAGCCCUGUAAUCAGAUUAUACAAUAUUUCCCAAACAAAUACUCCAACGAAUUUCACCGACUUACUUCGGGACAGGCAGAUGAAGAAGAUACACUUUUGUCAGAAUUGGGUCUUAAGGAAUAUAGCCGGAUACAUGUGAUUGACGCCGAUCCCAACUCUACUACGAACCAACUUAUUAACGAGACAUCACCUUCUAAUGUGCCAAUGAGUGGUGGUGGUGGUGGUGAAGAGUUUCAGCUCACUGAAGAAGAGUACCAAAAGAAGAAUAAUACAGUAUUGCAAUGGAAACGGGAACAAAGACUAGGCCGAUUUGACCCUGAUUAUGAAAUGAUUCAGGAAAAGAUUAAAUUAGAAAACGAAGCUGCUAUUGCAAAUAUCCAUGUUGGUGAUAGGUGUAGAGUUAUAAACAUUGAAGGAGAAAGAAGAGGCACAGUGAGAUUUGUUGGAAAGAUUGAUCAUUUGGAUCAAGGGAAAAUGGAUUGGGUGGGUGUCGAAUUCGAUGAGCCUGUAGGGAAGAAUAGUGGUGAUAUUGGCGGUAUUCCAGUUUUUGAAUGUAAGUACAAACACGGUAGUUUUUUCAAGCCAAAACAAGUGGAAGUUGGCGAUUUCCCUAUAUUGGACCCGUUUGCUGAGGAUGAAAGUAUGGAAGACUCAGAUGAGGAGUUGUGA